AGAUCACGUGAAAAUGUAGUCAAGCAGGAAGUAGACCAACGAAGCAACAACAGCCAAAAUGGAGGUCUCUCCAAUCAGCGUCACGCUGGAGAGAUACUGGACAGAGGAGAAAGAAAGGACACUCAUAACAUUCUUUUCCAAAAACAGUUGCCUGUGGAACCAUAAAUCGGAAAGCUACAAAAAUCGACAGCUAAGAUAUAAAAUGCUGGAUCAGUUGAGAGUUCUUCUGUCUGCUCAGCCCCCACCAGCUCCUUUCACGGUGGAAGACAUCAAGAGCAAGUUCAAGAACCUUCGUACCACCUUUCAAAGACAGUACAAAGCAGUGAAGGCGAGCGAGGUUGACGGUUCUGAUACGUUUGUACCGCAGUGGAAGUACUAUCAGCAGUUGAUGUUCCUGCAGGCUGCAGGCCUGGAUGACUGCAUUGAUACCCCACCGCAGACCUCAUUAAUUGUUUCACAAGAGGAUAGCCAGCAUGUUGUCAGCACCCCAGGACUCAUCAUUUCCAUCCUUCCUCCCGAAUCCUCCACCACAACCACUUCGUCGUCGCCCUGCAUCCUCUCAAACGUAGUGGCAAAAUCGUUUUGGACAGAUGAGAAGGAACGCGCACUUAUUGAUUUCUACUCAGAACACAACUGUCUGUGGAACAAGAAAUCUAAAAACCACAACAAUCGUCUGCUCCGAUUGAAACUUCUAAAGAUUCUUAGGAGACGGCUGUCUGACCACUCUGCAUCCUUCUCUAUUGAAGACAUAAAAUGCAAGUUCAAGAAUCUUCGGACAGUUUUUAACCGCGAAUAUAAAAUGGUUCAUAUAAGCAGGACUUCUAACAAACUGUACCACUCCAAAUGGAAACACUACCAGCGACUGCUCUUCCUCUGUGAAUGGUUCAAGGAUGAAGAGAACCCAGAAAAUCUGAAAAUAAUGAUACCACAAGAAGCACAAGCGCAAGAACCUGGAAACCAAUCCACGCUGUCCGCCCCGAAGAGCUCCUCAUGUGCCACCCAAACUAACGACUUCACCUCCUCCGCUGUCAUAAAGACAGAUCCCAAUACCACUGCCAGCUUUCAAAUGUUCUCUGCCGCCUCGGAUUAUCAGAAACUGAAGAAUAAAAAAAAUGCUUCCACAUGCCUUAAUUCCCCAUCCAAUUCACCACUGAAUAGCAAAUGUUGUACAAACCCUCCCCCCAUAAAAGUUGCUCCGUGCAGUCCAGUUCUACUAGAAUGUGGGCCAAUUUCUGAUGCCCACUGCCAGUGGACGGAGGCCAACAUUCACCAGCUCAUAUCGUUUUACUCCAAACACGAAUGUUUGUGGAACUACAAGUCCGAGAGGUACAAGAACAAGUUUAUGAGACAGAGUCUUUUGGAGACAUUGAGCAUCUUACUCUCCAACAAUGAACAGCCCGCCUUCACAGUGGAAGACAUAAAGACCAAGUUUAGGAACCUUCGAACCAUCUUUCAACGUGAACACAAGGCAGUGAACGCGAACAAAACCUGUGGUUCAGAAAACUUUCAUGUACCCAAGUGGAAGCACUACCAAGAGCUGAUGUUCCUCUGUGAAUCUUGUGACGAGGAGGACCAACCUGACAACGUCCACUUUCGACAAUCGGCAGACACCAGCCUCCAUCUUCUGGAUAACCAAACCCCACUAGUCUUCCCCUCUCAACAAUUUAAAAAAGACUCAAUUGGAACCACCAGUCAUACAUCUAACAAAAUGAAAACACUUGAAUCUCCACCUUCACCUCCUCCAUCCCAUCACUCAAUACUCUCCUCCGCUUCCUCCACAUCUUCUCACCUUGACAGUGGCGUGUUGGGUCAGAAACGCGUAAACCAACAGCCACCAACCGCCACCAUCGAAGUACUGGACUUUAUGAAAACAUUCUAUCAAAGUCAGAUAAUGUCGCCGCAUGCUGGUUUUCUGAAAUAUGUGGAGGAGUGUCUAAAUGAAACUCCUCCGGACAAAGUGAAGCGAAUGAAGAUGAAGAUAAUUGAGACAAUCCACAACAUGUCAGAGCAAGUUUAGCUUUCAACAUCAAUCAAAUUUGCCAGCAAGGCUACUGUAUAGUUACUUCCUAAAAUCUUGCAUGGCAAGUAUGGAGGACCAAAGCUGCCAAAAUUAAAAAUCAAUCAAUCAAUAAAAGGCUAAAUAAAAACAAAUAUAAAAAUAACAAAUAUGAUACAAAAAUAAAUAUGGAAAUAAAUAGCUAAUUAGAUAAAAGUAGAAAUAAAAAUGAAUAUAUAUACAAAAAUAAAUUACAUACAAAAUUUAAUAAUAUGAAAAUAAAUGGAAAUAAAAAGAUAAAUAUAUUGAUUGAAAUAAAUGUCAAUCAAUAAAUAAAAACGCUUUGCCUUAUGACUUUGACUUAUUUCAUUGACAGCAUCAACAUGCAAGUGGAAAUGUUAUUCAAAUGAGGGGGCCGUCCUACAUGUGUUGAACUAUUCACCCAUUGGCCGAUCGACACGCCAGUGCAGCGAUCCUCUCGAUCGACUUUGCCUGCCGGUGUUGUGCCGAAAAACUGAUUUUACAGUCGUAAAUUCAUUUCUGUAAUGCGUCCAUGAGAACAUUUGAUGUUUUCACAAAAAAAAAAAAAAACGUCAUAAAUAAGCGCUCCCGUCAGGGGAGGCAUUUCACGCGGGGGCGGGGGGCAUUUUUCGGCACAACACAGGCAGGCAAAGUCGAUCGAGAGGAUCGCUGCACUGGCGUGUCGAUCAACCAAUGGGUGAAUAGUUCAACACAUGUAGGACCACCCCCUCAUUUGAACAACAUUUCUACUUGCAUGUGGGUGCUGACAAUGAAAUAAGUAAAUAAAGGCAAAGCGCUUUUAUUUAUUGAUUGACAUUUAUUUCAAUCAAUAUAUUUUUGUAUUUCCACAUUUAUUUUUGUAUUCCUAAAUUUUGUAUGUGUUUUUAUUUUUACUUUUAUUUAAGUAGCUAUUUAUUUCCAUAUUUUUGUAUUUUUCAUUUUUGUAUCUUAUUUCUUAUUUUGUAUUUAUAGUCCUUUAUGUUUUGCGUUUUUUUAAUUUAUUUUUAUUUUUAAUUUUGGCAGCUUUGGUCCUCCAUAGGCAAGAGCAUCACUUGGGCAUGGAAGCACCUUAAAGGUAAUUAAUAUGCUUUAUUUUGAAGCAGUGAUUUGUUUCCGCUUCAUUCAAAGAUCUUUCAUAUUGUAAAUAAGAAGAAUGUUCUAUACACACCUUUAAUUUUACUUUGGGUUUAGCCCUGAGCAUAUCAAUAUUUGUAUAUCGCUUUUCCAAAAUUUUAAAAUGCAAUGUGCAACAUUCAGCAUUUUGUUUUAAAGUAGGAGUAUUUAGAAAAGUUUGUAAAAACCUAGGGUGUUGAACUGUUUUUGUCUGGUAUAUUAGACCCAAAUGUGGAAAAACAGUGACAGGUCAGAAAACUGAAAAAGUAAGCUUAUGAUAAUGUAUUUUUUCACAUUAAAGAAUAAGAUAGAUUUUUUUUUUUU
Molecule: messenger RNA, 3454 nt
Organism: Corythoichthys intestinalis (scribbled pipefish)
Lineage: Eukaryota; Metazoa; Chordata; Actinopteri; Syngnathiformes; Syngnathidae
Exons: 7
Coding region: 59-2017 (652 amino acids)
Source: RefSeq, a predicted model, not a curated record